Messenger RNA from Haliotis rubra (blacklip abalone), 5977 nucleotides. RefSeq names its product rho guanine nucleotide exchange factor 1-like. The transcript has 16 exons. The record is from RefSeq and is a predicted model, not a curated record. Gene Ontology annotation, biological process: G protein-coupled receptor signaling pathway. NCBI's taxonomy places the organism in Eukaryota, Metazoa, Mollusca, Gastropoda, Lepetellida, Haliotidae. Gene Ontology annotation, molecular function: guanyl-nucleotide exchange factor activity; G protein-coupled receptor binding. Gene Ontology annotation, cellular component: cytoplasm. The coding region runs from base 312 to 2351 and encodes 679 amino acids.
UGAAUGCUUUAGAAUAGACACACUGAACGUGCUAUAGUCCAAUGGACUUGUUCACAUGUCCCCCGCUUGAGUCCAUACAUGACUGUUUACAAUCCAAACGGUUUUUGGAGCAUGGGAUAUAUGAUUGUAACAUACUUGUACCUGGUCUCGUUACGUCAUGUUCGUUAUGUAUCUCAAACAUACUGCGGAGAGUUUAACGCCGAACGAUGGGUAAAUCCACUAAAUCAGACUGGUUAUUCACAUGAAGGAUUGCUCUAAAGGCACAAAAGAACGAAAAUGGGCAAGUAAGUGUUACAGUGACAAGCCUUGUCAUGGACCGCGGUCCAUUCAGCAAAUCUCGCAAACAUUCACGCAGCAAAUCAGCAUCCACCAAAUGGUUCGUCGACCUCAAAGACAAUCCAGCCGACCCAGACCCGACAUUUGGGCCGGACCUACCGAGACUGGAAGACGUUCUUGGAGACACCAUCACGGCACUCACAGCAAAGGAGAUGAAACGCCAGCUAGUGUUGAAUGAGCUGUUGCACACAGAAAGGUCUCAUGUCCGACAACUCAUGAUAUUAGACUUACUGUUUCACCAACCCAUGGUGGCUAAACGUAUCUGUCCUAUUCGACUGACACGGACCUUGUUUCCUAAUCUUGACGAGGUGAUACAUUUACACAGUCAGCUCAACAUGAAACUGCAGAGGCGCCGACUUGAAACACCCGUCAUACGCAGGAUAGCGGACAUUUUCUUGUGGAUGUUUGAUGGUGAAAAUGGACAGAAAUUCCGACAAGAAUGCGCCAAGUACUGCAGGAACCAGUUUCAAAUUAAAGACAUUUUGAAGGAACUCAGGACACAACAUGCUCCAUCAAAGUUUUUACUAGAGGCAGAAAGCUACACGCUUUGUCAGCACCGGAAACUGGAAGAAUUCUUGGCAGUAGAGUUUCAGCGGUUAACCAAAUACCCUCUACUGAUACAUUCACUCAAAGAUUGCACAAGAGAUGCAUGCGAGAAACGUCUUCUUGAAAAAGUCCACUUGAAAAGCAAGGAAGUAUUAGCAUACGUGGACCAGGCCGUGCACACCUGUGAGAAUGAUUACCGGCUGUCGUGUAUACAGAGGCAGAUCAACACGCACCACCCGGCAUACGAGGAACUUAAGGAGUUGGAUGUCAAUCAGCACAAACUUGUAUUGGACGGAGUUCUGUCGAUGAAGUUGCAGCCUAUGUGCAGUGUGGAGAUGCUCGUUGUGCUGCUGGAGGACGUGAUGUUACUGCUGCAAACCCAAGACGACACGAUGGCUCUCUGUCCAUUCACAAAAAUAUUAGCAACAGGCACUAAGGGAAAGUACCGCCCAAUCCUGAAGCUGGAGAACGUGCUUGCUAGAGGCUAUGCUUCUGACAAUACCAUCUUCUUUGUUAUCAAUGAUGAGGACGAUGGCGCGGCAAUGUACACGUUCGUUGUCCCUACACAGUCAGAGAGGGAUAGGUGGGUGAAGGACAUCAGUGACUGUGCAACGAAAGCGAGGGAGAGAAAGGGAAUGUCAGCUCCAGGACAACUUCCGUCCCGCAUUGGCUCAGUGGCAGCAGCCAUGGUACCACACCAUGAAGUGCACACGUCAGAUCCUGCUGUAGGAGACGUUGGCAAGGUCUUCACCUCCACAGACAUGGCACCAGCGAAAGACCAAAAGACGUCUCUCUUGGAGGAAACAAAUGAGUGCAAGACCGACGACGAACUUACAUUGGAAGUUGACACUGUGAUGGGCGGUAACCAUGACGACAACGAGAGCAGCAGCCUUUUUCUGAUAAAAGCAGCACAGGAAAUAAAUUCUCAGCUGAUGCAACUUGUGAUAAACUCAAACAGUAACCAGGCCCCAAUGGCAUCCCCAUCAUCCACUCCACAAACACCUCAUUCCAUUGAAGGACGUCCAACAAACUGUAUCUGCAACAUGACGGAGCAAGUGCGUGAAAUGACAGCACGGAUGACAACAAGUCUGUCACAGCUACAAGUGGUUGCACAGAGACAGCAGCAAGAAAACACAUGUCUGAGGAGAGAAAUACACAGACUACACUGUCUGGGAGCUUCUGAUUGUUCCGUGACAGUGUCUACAGCCUCAAGCUUGGAUACCGUGGAGUUCAGUCUUGACUCAACCGAAGAUGAUACAGGUGACGAUCAAAACGAGGAGGUACACGCCUGCUCUAAAGGAGUUACUGACAGCAGAAGUGUCACAGAGUUCAGGGUGCUUCAGGGUCGCCAUGAAAAGAAUGACCUGACAUAUCAGACCCGGACAUUAACCGACACCAGUGACAUCGAAGUAUCUUCUGAAGGGGCACAAGAACACCUCGGCAGGUUUUACCUUGGAGUCAGAUUGUGAUGAUCACAGAACAGUGUCCUUUUUUGUGUAACUAUUGUGAUAUGAUUCUUAUGUCCUAUUAUAUGUGCUAUAAUAUACACAGCCACUUGGAUUCUUAGUUGAUUUUGUCACACUGUAAAUCUGGCAAAACGGACCCAGGAAGAUGUUUUAGUGUUGACUCAACUAUUAUGAUCAUAUAUAAAAAUGAUAUCAGAAACUGACAAAUAAGUGGAAACAAGAAUGUCAUGUUAGCAUUGACUUGAUACACGUGAUCCAUAGAAGGUGUACUGCUGUGAUUUCGUUUUGGGAAUCAAAUAGAUCAGUUGAUUAAGCACAUUUAAGCAAGAUUCGUAUGAUCCUCUUUUACAAAUAUUGCCAAAAAAGAGCAUGCUUGACUGUACAUCAAAUAUUUAGAAAUGUAAACACCAAACGCAGCAACUGCUGGAGUGUAACUCCGCACUGAUGAAUGGAUUACUUAUAGAUCGAUAAUAUAAACUGUCAACGCCAGAAAUCAACCAGUCUCGAUUAGUACUUCGACAUGAUCAUGCUAUUUUAGUGUGGCACCUGACAUCUUGAUAUUACAGAGCCACCAAUGUCCCGACUGACUGAUCACGUACACAUAAGUUCGUCAUAUAUAUAAAUCUUCUCUGAGACACCAUAUAUUUCCCGACAGAUAAUCACAACCGGACAGAAUAUUCCAUCAAACCUGAUCAUGAUUUUGUUUCCAUUUAAAUUCCUCUUUUGGGAAAACUGUUUCAUGCUGACAACAUCUCUUUUUGGCUUAAUGAGCUUUACAUGAACGGAUUGCUGAUAAGGUUGAUGGCCAAAGGUGCAUCUUCGAAUUAAAAUCGUCAGUUACUUUCAUCUUGAGGUCAAAGGGAGACCACUCUAUGUGAUGAAUGGGAGAAAACUCAACCGCGCUCUGCAUCAAAGUUUUCGUUGGUGGUCAAAGGGAGACAACUCAACCUUGCCCCAUUUGUGUUUAUGGUCAAAGGGAGACAACUCAAUCAAACAGCGUCGCGUUUUCGUUUGUGGUUGAAGGGAGAUAACUCAAUCGAACUUAUAGUAUCAACGUUGUCGUUGGUGGUCAAAGGGAGACAACUCAAAAGAAUUCAUGUCAAUAUUUCGUUCACACUCCGGCACAGCGACGGCUUGCCGCAUGGAACUCUGGGUAGGAGAGUGACCGUGUCUAUCAUUAAACUUUACACAUAGUUGGCACAUGAAGUUGGGGAAGGAUGGACUGGUUCCAGAUUCUUUAUGCGACAGAAAUAGCAACCACACCAGGCGGGACACACUCCGGCGCAGUGAUGACUUAUAACAUAGCAUAACAUGGUCGCAUGGAGCUCUGGGUGGAGAGUUCAAUCGGGAUUAUCUGGGGCUAUCUGGUGACCAGUCUACAGAAAAUGACUCCUUUAGUCUCGUUCACGUUCGAUUCUGCCACGGACAUAAGUGCCGUGUUAAGUCACGCACGAACCUCUUUGUGCCGCUGCACUAAUCGGCCGUAAAGAAAAAAUGAACGAGAACAAACGUCUAAAUACGUGCGCAACAUCAAAAGGAGUUCAUGGGAACCAGACAGAAAUCAAAUGUUGUGGCCCUUGUACAAAGCUUCAUGCAGUGUUCCAGUCAAAGGGAGAUAACUAAAAUUUCAAAUUGUUACCUCUCUUGCACGAAGGUCGGAACAGUGAAAGAAUUUCAAAAAGGACAUGCGUGCGCAAUACGUCUCAAUUUUAUUCAAACAAGGGACGGUACUCUAGUCAACAAAUUAUCCUGUCGUCGAAUGAGUUCUCUCCCUUAGACCAUACCUCAAACGAGUUCUGCCGGACGUUUGGUUCAGUUCUCUCCCUUUGACCAUUACUUUGAAAUUGAUACGCUUUUGAGUUGAUUGAGUUGUCUCCCUUUGAGCACAAACCCAAAACAUUGAUACUCUCGAUAGUCUCCUCUCCGAAACUAAAUAUACGUGGUUCCGCAUCCUUCAUCAGUUCCUGACGAGCUUUGAGGGCGAAAAGGGACCAGCUUCAUUACAGUGAGGCAAAUUCUAUCUUCCUCGAUAUUGUUCCAUUGUCAAAAACGAAGAAAUGCAUGAAAUCGAAACUUCCCAGUCAGAAUAUAAUACAAUUGUGUCUUGAAGCAAAGUAUGCAGUUUAUCAAUCCUCGUGAACAUUAAUAAACGUAAUUAGCAGGUUAGUUUUAGGACGGAUAAUCUACAAAUAAAUAUUUAUUAACGUAUAUUUAUAUUUUAUUGGCCAUAAUAUUAGCUUUAAUGAUAACAAAGGAUAUAAAGAUACCAGGAUUUAAGAAGAGAAGCAAUGAAUACAUUCUGGCUAAACUUGCAGGUAACAUUACACUUAAAUGUACUGAAAGCAUGUCUCCAAAAUUGCAAGAAAUGUUUUGAAAAGGCAAAAAGUUAUGUCUUAAAAUAUUGUUUGAAAAGUGUAUCAUAAAUUUUAGAACGAUAUGCCCAUGCCCAGUUUAACCAAUUGAUAAUUUUCACUCAAAAAAUAAUAAAAAGGGAAGUACAAUAUUGUAUGAGACUUUACUCAACCAAUGUUUUACAAGAGCAUAUACUCAUAAAAAAAGGGAACUGUUUCUCAUAAAAAAAAGCAUGGGAAAUUUUCAAUUUCAUGUCAUAAAGAUGCAUAAGAAAUAAUCUUAGAUGGUUUCAAAAUAUAAUUGUUCAUAUUAUCUUCACAUCAAAGAGCUUUUUACACAAAAACCAUAGCUUAUUCAUCACAGCAGAGUCCUCUACCAGCUGGUCAUCACUCAAAACACUCUUUAAAGAUAUUUAUGUUUAGCAUGUUCUACAUGUACAUACCAUCCAAAGUUGAUUAAUACCAUGAAAAACUGACUGGGUCUACAGAGGUAUAAAAUAUUGAGGACACGAAGCUCGAAACAUGUAUCAACAUACCUGACAUACUGAUUGUAUAUUAAAAAAACAUGUUGUUUAUGGUGAAAAAAUGUUAAAAAUGGAAAAGUACACAAUGUAAUACAGAACUGAUAAAUACCUUAAAUAUACCCAUGACCAUUCAGAACAGGAGAGUAAAUAUUAGUGAAGUGUACUGUGUGUCUUCAGCCAGUCCUGAAUUAGAAUUCAAGUAUCUAUUAUGCCACUAAUAUUUUUUAGCAUGCUUCAGUAACUUUAAUUGUAAAAGAUAAUGUUCCUAUAUUAGAUUUCCUCAUCUGUUAUGUCCUGAUGCCAUGGUCAGAUUCUACUGAAGUAUUAUGAAGCAGAAGUGACAAUAUUCAGCAAUCUUGAACUAACACCCCCCUGAUUCUCCACAAUAACAGUGGACAAUCAGUAACAAGUCUGGCUGAAAACAAUUAUCAACUGUUUCUCGUUUAACAAAUGUAUGACUGCUAAGAUUUGUUCAUAGUUUGGGCAAUAUCAUCAGAAAAUGAAAAUAUUUUUAUAACAUUAUGUUCUUUACACUGUACUUAUGUCAAAAUACUAAGUCAAAUUAAUGUUGUCUUUCACCCAUUUCUGCUAUUAAGCGUUCUUAUACUAUUCUUCAUGAUGUGCCAUGAUGUUUUAUUGCCAGAUAAACUGUUUGAUUUGAUUGACUACUAGUGUAUUGAUACGAACACUCAUGACAGUUGACCAUUACUCAGACAUAACAAUUAAAACAUACUUUUUGUAAACACCUGGGCAU